Molecule: messenger RNA, 1086 nt
Organism: Malassezia pachydermatis
Lineage: Eukaryota; Fungi; Basidiomycota; Malasseziomycetes; Malasseziales; Malasseziaceae
Product: ribonuclease h-like protein
Exons: 1
Coding region: 1-1086 (361 amino acids)
Biological process (GO): nucleobase-containing compound metabolic process
Molecular function (GO): 3'-5' exonuclease activity; nucleic acid binding
Source: RefSeq, a predicted model, not a curated record
AUGGCAGAUGCGGCAGGGCCUAAUGUAGCGCCUUCAGCCGAGGCGUAUCCUAUGUACUCUUAUCGUUCUCCUGUGUACUCGAUCCCUGCAGCCUUGCAUGCACUCCAUUUGAACAACAUGGCUAACAAAAAGGUACCACCACAAAUGCACUACCUUACGACGGAGCGUCAGGUCAAUGACGCAGUGACUGACGCUCUGGCGUCGAUCGGCACCGUUGGUCCCACCGUCGGCCUCGACUUAGAAUGGAACUUUGGAUUGCGGGUAGGAAAGACGGCCGUCCUACAGCUUGCUACGGCAUCUUCCAUCUUUGUAAUUCAACUUUCGCGUAUUCGCAAGAUGCCGGUCGUGCUACAUAAAAUGCUGGUGGAUCCAGGUAUCUACAAAGUGGGCGUAGCGAUUCAUCAAGACCUCGCCAAGCUCCAGCGUGAUUUCCACAUUGAAGCGGCAGGUGCCUUGGAGCUGAGUCGCGUAGCCACCUUUGUCGAUCCCGCACGAUGGCAGCAGCGACGGACCCUGAUAAGUUUACGUGACUUAUGUACGACGUACCUGCAUCGCGACCUAGACAAAGGGACUACACGUAUUAGCUCUUGGACGCAUGUCCCCCUCUCACCCGAGCAAAUCGAAUAUGCGGCGUCAGAUGCCUACGUUUCUUUGGAGCUGGCUCAUGCACUGUUUCUGUUCGGGCAUCAGGCCGGCCGGCUUACUACGAUACCCACAUUUCUUGAGCAAAUGGCCCAUGUCAAGCGACGUCGUCCACGCAUCUCGUCGUCCACAGGCACGCUUGCGCACGAGCGUGCAUGGGAGGCAUGGAGGCAAGGCCACACUCUUGCCUCUCUGGCCGGCGAAAAACAGAUUCAUCUGCUUACCGCUGCGACCUACAUCGCUCGUGCGUUGCAGCAACAGCCGUCGAGUUUUGUCAUUGAACGUGGCUCUCCGCUAUGGCACCGUUUGCGUGACGAAUACUCUCAGCCAGCGGUUCGUCGCGUGACGAUUCGCUACGGCCUCCUGCUCGCGAAGCAUGGCAUAUUCACGUACGCAGAACUGUAUCGCUGGGUUCGCAUGCUACAAACAGGUAGUUCUACGUAG